Rhinolophus ferrumequinum (greater horseshoe bat) is the source of this 3232-nucleotide messenger RNA. RefSeq names its product neurexophilin 1 (gene NXPH1). The record is from RefSeq and is a predicted model, not a curated record. The coding region runs from base 1222 to 2037 and encodes 271 amino acids. The transcript has 3 exons. Lineage: Eukaryota; Metazoa; Chordata; Mammalia; Chiroptera; Rhinolophidae. Gene Ontology annotation, molecular function: signaling receptor binding.
UCUCCGCCGUCGCUCGCUGAAUGGCUGAAGGGCCGCAGCACCCCCGCCUUGGGCCUUGCAGCUACAGGUCCGCGGCGCCCAGCGUCCGCGCGGGAGGCAGGCCAGGAACCUUGCACGGUCCUGCGCCCAUCCCCGCGCUGACGCACCGCCCCGCUACGCGCCCCGCCACUCCUCUGGCGCUCGCAAUCCUCCUCACGCCCCCGGGGGAGGGGGCGCAGCGGCCACCAGAGAUACCGCAGGAGCCAGUUCUCCCUGCGGGCCCAGCCCGCGGAGACCCUGGGAGCGGGAUCUAUUUACACGAGACUAUCAAUUAGUCUCUGAGGCACCGUUUACCCACGUGCCAAUGUAACUGCCUGUGUCCGGGAGGUAGGCGCACCCAGCGCCGACCUAAGAAGAGAGCACCACUGGGUCUGCGUCCCGAACCCCAGCGCACUCCACAGUGUACCCCAGUGACUGGGCAGGACCACGGACAGCGCCUGCGACUCUGCUCCGGAGUAGCUUCCCGGCUUCCCAGUGUCGCGGGUAGAGGUACAGCUGCUCCGUGCACCAAGAGCCUGCAGGUUCUCGCCACCCCACCCCUCUCUCAGAUAUUCGGACCACCUACAACUGCCGCGUGGCUUUUUUCUUCCAAAAGGCCAGUGUCUUAUCUCUCAAGUUCAAGUUCCAAGGACUUGCCCAGUCUCCUCCCCUAAGUCAUCUCUACCAUCCUUCGGCAGCCUCGGGAAGCCGGGAGCCCUGGACUGCUCAUCGCAGAGCCAGCGCUUGCAGUCCCAGUCCGUCAGGCGCAAUAACCCGGCGCAUUCGCCUCUCUCCCUCCCUCCCUUUCUUCCUCUCCUUCCCCCUUCCUCUCUUGCCCCUUAAGUUUCCUGCACCGUGAAUCUAAUUGCCAAGCCUAGGCUCCUGCGGAACCCACCCUGAGCGCGCCCGGGCACCGCGACACUGACUCCAUCGAGGCUGGACAAGGCAGCGGGACUGGUCCGCGCCCGAGCACGCAGACAAAGUGCCAAGGAGGGUAUGUCCGGGGUGCUGGAGACGCCAGGCCCUAGUAGCUCCUCCAUGGAGUCUGCCCAGAGUGAUUUCUGCUCACCGGAUUCGCCCCCAGUUUUGUGCGGCUGCUGAGAGCGCUCCUUGCUCUGUAAAGUGGAUGUCAGGUGGAUCUAUGUUUUUGAAGGAACAAAGACUCAGCGAAGGCACCGCCAGGGAAGUUUGAGACGCGGGAGGAUGCAGGCUGCGUGCUGGUACGUGCUUCUCCUCUUGCAGCCCACCGUCUACUUGGUCACAUGCGCCAAUUUAACAAAUGGUGGAAAGUCAGAACUUCUAAAAUCAGGAAGCAACAAAUCCACACUAAAGCACAUAUGGACAGAAAGCAGCAAAGACUUGUCUAUCAGCCGACUCCUGUCACAGACUUUUCGUGGCAAAGAAAACGAUACAGAUUUAGACCUGCGAUAUGACACCCCAGAACCUUAUUCUGAGCAAGACCUCUGGGACUGGCUGAGGAACUCCACAGACCUUCAAGAGCCUCGGCCCAGGGCCAAGAGAAGGCCCAUUGUUAAGACGGGCAAGUUUAAGAAAAUGUUCGGAUGGGGUGAUUUUCAUUCCAACAUCAAAACAGUGAAGCUAAACCUGUUGAUCACUGGCAAAAUUGUAGAUCAUGGCAAUGGGACAUUUAGUGUUUAUUUCAGGCAUAAUUCCACUGGUCAAGGGAAUGUAUCUGUCAGCUUGGUGCCCCCUACGAAAAUCGUGGAAUUCGACUUGGCACAACAAACCGUGAUUGAUGCCAAAGAUUCCAAGUCCUUUAACUGUCGCAUUGAAUAUGAAAAGGUUGACAAGGCUACCAAGAACACACUCUGCAACUAUGACCCUUCAAAAACCUGUUACCAGGAGCAGACCCAAAGUCACGUGUCCUGGCUCUGCUCCAAGCCCUUUAAGGUGAUCUGUAUUUACAUUUCCUUUUAUAGUACAGAUUAUAAACUAGUACAGAAAGUGUGCCCCGACUACAACUACCACAGUGACACACCUUACUUCCCCUCUGGAUGAGGAUGAACACGGGGGUGAGACUGAAGCCUGAGGAAUUAAAGGUCAUGUGACAGGGCUGUUACCUCAAAGAAGAAGGUCACAUCUGUUGCCUGGAAUGUGUCUACACUGCUGCUCUCGUCAACUGGCUGCACAUAUGCUAGUGGAAAACAAUUUGAUGUAAUUCCUGCCCAGUCAGCUUCAUCUCUCAGUAUAGUUGUAAAUCAUCACAGAUUUUAAAGCCACACUUGAAGACAUGCUCUCACAUAUAGAUGCACACGAACCCACACUCAUACACAUUUCUGCCUGCAUCUGUCAUGAUUCCUGUUGAGAGGGCUUUCAUUGUCUGAUUCAUAACGGUUCAGGAUAAACUAUCAUGAAGCAAAAGGAUUAACUAGACAGUGAAUGGUUUCUAACCCUUGCUGUUGUAAAAUCUCUUUUAAAGUCUUGAGUACAUGCUAAUCAAUAAUCCCCCCUCAUGCAUUCCUACUGCUUGGAGUAGCUGUACUGGUAAAUACUACUGUAGGAGUAUAUGCUUGUUAAAAUGGAAAAAACUAUGUCUUUAGAGCUCAGUAUUCUUUAUUUUAUGAACACGACGAAGUGUAGUAACUUUUUUCCAGCAUACAAUAGGCACAUUCAAGGUGAUACAAGAUGGCUCUUUUUUUCUGUGGAGGGAGCCUGUUCUCAGUAAAGAUGAGCAAACAUUUGGAAUUUACAUGUGGGCAGAUAUUGGAUUACAGCUUUCAUCACCAACCAUUGGACUUCCGCAAUGUUGAGACCAGCUAAAGCUGCUUAAAACAAGUUCUGAUCAUUAUAUAAGAAGGGAAAUGCCUGACAGACACCGUGUAAGUUAUAAGUGUCUGUCUUAUCUUUACUACACAUAUUGUAACAAAUUCAAUAUCCUAGUCUUCAUUUGUAUGAAUGGUUUGUAUUGUACAUAGUUCAACCAAGUGUUAUUUGAGCUGCUUAUUAAUAUUAACUUGUACUUGUCUCUCUGCUUGUUAUUGGUUAAAAAAGAAAAAAAAAGGAUAUGAGGAACCAUUUUAUCAAUGUAGCUGUGAACUCCAUUAAAAAGACAAACUUAAUGUACAAAGCAUUUAUUCAGCUCAAGUAUUGUUGAAAACUAUACAUAUACAACAUUACAGUCUGUCUGUAUUUAGAUAUUUUAUUUCUGGACAAAAUGAAAUGUACAUAAAAAUAAAAUGCUUAAAGUUGAGUU